Amoebophrya sp. A25 is the source of this 1099-nucleotide messenger RNA. Lineage: Eukaryota; Dinophyceae; Syndiniales; Amoebophryaceae. The record is from the annotation of a GenBank genome assembly.
AUGCUGCCGCUGCGUCAACAUCUUCAUUUCGAUCUGUCUUAUCAUGGUGGGGAAGCGAAUGAUCUGGUCCCGGGAGGUGAUCCUGGUCAACAUGGCGCGGACGAAGCGGAGGUGUCCUUUCUCCCAAGGAAAGGCGGUAGGGGUCUUCUUCAUGCUGUGAGAAACUGCGAAAGCGCAACAACAUCACUGUCGUCAACAUCGUUUCUUCAACAAACUACGACGAUUCACCAACGACGAGCUACGACAAAUUGUGCUGAAAGAACAACUUCUUCUCCUUCUACUCCUUCUUUCUCACACAGUGGAGGAAGGGCGAGGACACCAGCGCUAGUUGUACCAUAUCCACCACCAGGAGCGCUAGUACCAAUAGCCACGAGUUUUCAGAACGACAAUAGCAUCUAUUCAUUUCAUCGAAGAGGAGGACCUUCUUCGACGAAGUCAACCCCUGUAUUGAGUUUUUUAGACACAACCACUACGACGCCGCGGGACGGAACGCCAACAAUACUAGCUACAACACGACCAGCUGCUAGAAGUACAACAGCUAGAAGUACAACGUCAUCGAUCUACUCCAAAGCAAGAAAAGGAGUCAUGCACCAGCUUAAUAAUGUUACAAGCUCAACAAGCGAUAGCGAGGACAAGCGUUGUAGCUCCUUCUACUACAAAAAUCCCCACGAUUUCCUCGCUUUAGAUGCUGAUAAUCAUCCGGUGCUCAUAGACGCGCAGGCACAGCGGAGUGCUGAGCUUAGGGUGGCCGCCGGAGUGGUCGUCGCAGCGAUUGCGGGAUGUUUUCUCAUGCUUCUUGGUGGAAUGUCUGGUCCAGCAGUCAGAAGGAAAAAACCAACAGUCAGAAGACAUCAAAACCCUGCUGAAGUUGUGGCGGAAGGUCGAGACACACCUAGUGAUGCAGAAUUCGAACCAGAAGAUUUAGAGGACGAUUGAGCAGUGUCUCAUAUUCAUAGAAGUGACAGAGACACACAUGACAUUAACACCGUGAAGAGCGUUCAGCAACGGUUCUUGUAGAAGGAUGGAAAAUUGUCAGAGAUUCCUCGCACCUUCAUAGAAUUCUGUAUAGCACUCAUAGAAUUUUCCGUAGCUCUACUAU